AUGGACAGCAGUGUGGUGGCCACAAAGCUGUUGAAGGAGGGUCUACAGGAGGCUGAGGUGUGGGGAGACCCAGACACCAGAGCCCUGUUUCUCCUCCAAGGGGCUAGACUGGACACACACAGAGGACUGCCCCGCGAGAACAGCACCUCACUGCUACAGGUAGCUAACAACCACACACACACACCCACACACACCUUACUGCUACAGGUCACACAUUCUUAUUGAUAUCUACAGUGAGGGAAAAAAAGUAUUUGAUCCCCUGCUGAUUUUGUACGUUUGCCCACUGACAAAUAAAUGAUCAGUCUAUAAUUUUAAUGGUAGGUUUAUUUGAACAGUGAGUGACAGAAUAACAACAACAAAAAUCCAGAAAAAACGCAUGUCAAAAAUGUUAUAAAUUGAUUUUCAUUUUAAUGAGGGAAAUAAGUAUUUUACCCCCUCUCAAUCAGAAAGAUUUCUGGCUCCCAUGUGUCUUUAAUACAGGUAACGAGCUGAGAUUAGGAGCACACUCUUAAAGAGAGUGCUCCUAAUCUCAGCUUGUUACCUGUAUAAAAGACACCUGUCCACAGAAGCAAUCAAUCAAUCAGAUUCCAAACUCUCCACCAUGGCCAAGACCAAAGAGCUCUCCAAGGAUGUCAGGGACAAGAUUGUAGACCUACACAAGGCUGGAAUGGGCUACAAGACCAUCACCAAGCAGCUUGGUGAGAAGGUGACAACAGUUGGUGCGAUUAUUCGCAAAUGGAAGAAACACAAAAUAACUGUCAAUCUCCCUCGGCCUGGGGCUCCAUGCAAGAUCUCACCUCGUGGAGUUGCAAUGAUCAUGAGAACGGUGAGGAAUCAGCCCAGAACUACGCGGGAGGAUCUUGUCAAUGAUCUCAAGGCAGCUGGGACCAUAGUCACCAAGAAAACAAUUGGUAACACACUACGCCGUGAAGGACUGAAAUCCUGCAGCGCCCGCAAGGUCCCCCUGCUCAAGAAAGCACAUAUACAUGCCCGUCUGAAGUUUGCCAAUAAACAUCUGAAUGAUUCAGAGGAGAACUGGGUGAAAGUGUUGUCAUCAGAUGAGACCAAAAUCGAGCUCUUUGGCAUCAACUCAACUCGCCGUGUUUGGAGGAGGAGGAAUGCUGCCUAUGACCCCAAGAACACCAUCCCCACCGUCAAACAUGGAGGUGGAAACAUUAUGCUUUGGGGGGUUUUUUCUGCUAAGGGGACAGGACAACUUCACCGCAUCAAAAGGACGAUGGACGGGGCCAUGUACAGUCAAAUCUUGGGUGAGAACCUCCUUCCCUCAGCCAGGGCAUUGGAAAUGGGUCGUGGGAUGGGUAUUCCAGCAUGACAAUGACCCAAAACACACGGCCAAGGCAACAAAGGAGUGGCUCAAGAAGUAGCACAUUAAGGUCCUGGAGUGGCCUAGGCAGUCUCCAGACCUUAAUCCCAUAGAAAAUCUGUGGAGGGAGCUGAAGGUUCGAGUUGCCAAACGUCAGCCUCGAAACCUUAAUGACUUGGAGAAGAUCUGCAAAGGGGACUGGGACAAAAUCCCUCCUGAGAUGUGUGCAAACCUGGUGGCCAACAACAAGAAACGUUUGACCUCUGUGAUUGCCAACAAGGGUUUUGCCACCAAGUACUAAGUCAUGUUUUGCAGAGGGGUCAAAUACUUAUUUCCCUCAUUAAAAUGCAAAUCAAUUGAUAACAUUUUUGACAUGCGUUUUUUCUGGAUUUUUUUGUUGUUGUUAUUCUGUCUCUCACUGUUCAAAUAAACCUACCAUUAAAAUUAUAGACUGAUCAUUUCUUUGUCAGUGGGCAAAUGUACAAAAUCAGCAGGGGAUCAAAUACUUUUUUCCCUCACUGUAUACACACUCUCACAUUACAAUAGUGCUGUCACGAUACCAGAAUUUUGACUUUGAUACCAAUACCAGGUUUAGUAUUUUUCCAAAAUGAUACUCGAAUCCACAGCAAAAAAAGAAAGCGAGGAUAACUUUUUUGUAGAAAUACUGUGAGAAGGUAAGUUCUCAUUUCCACAGAAAUUUCCCUAAUAACAUAUUGGUAAAAAUAUUUUAGACGGACUCUUUACCAUUGCCUAAACAUGGUUCAUAUUAUCAAGCAGGUGUGUUAUUAGCAUUAAGCAUUGUCGUCUGUAGCCUAACUGAUGCAGCAUAAUGGCAAAAUAAAUAGGCUGAAGUAUGCAUUAGGCUUUGAGUGAGUUAAAGUGAGUUUUUCCCCUAGUCAUUUCUCAGUCAAUACUCAUAUUCCGGAAUGAAAUUUGGCACACCGGUUCCCUAAAUGGUCAGCAGAUGGCGCCGCGAUCCGCUCGCUAGUUUUCUUGCUGGAAAGAUGUAUUGAGAUUUUCCAUUCUCCCGUAUGUAUUUUCGAAGACAUUUAAGAAAAUCCACUAUAUUGUCAACAGUGACACUCAAAUGACCAAGAAAGAUUACAUAUCAGAAGUGCCUUCCGUUCGAAUAUCAGAGGAAGGUGUUGUUGAUGUAAUUAAAAAACAUUUUUUAUUUUACAGGAAAGAAUGAAGGUAAGCUAACUAAAUUAACAAAAUUACAUGGGGGCUAACAGGCUAAUAUUAUUUAUUUUUUGAAGGUGAAACAGAAAAAGAUAGACAGCAUUAGGAUUACAGAUCAUACAGUCUAAUUCAAAGUGAGAAAUGCAGCAUGCCCUCAUUGAAAAUCUAUAUGUUCUAUGUACCGAGCUGUUACGCAAAGCUGAAACCUAGCCACUCUCCUCUCCUAACAACAUUACCUAGCUACACAACGUUAUAUCCCAAUGUCAUUGACACUCAAUAUAUUUUUGUUCUCAGCCACAUCUAAGCCAUCAAAAUUGAAUUCAAGCCAGAUAGCAUACAUUAUUGAAAUUGUAUCGGUUUCAUUAGUUGACGUUGAAAUGUCAUUUGCUUGCUAGCCAGCUAGCUUGCUUGCUUGCCAGGCUCCCGGGUUCAUUUCUCUUCCGAGCAGCCCACUUAUGGCACAAGUAUGCUAACUAUCUAGCUAACUCGUUGUACCUGGACAACAUUGACCCUCAACAUACUUAUUUUGUUCAAUUAUCUCAGCCAUAGUCACAGUUAAAUUCAAGGCAGAUGAACUAUCUAACAGGCAUGAGCUCAGAUCGGCUAAAAACGUUCAUUUUGUUUAAUCUAACCUACCUCUCAACUGUACGUAGCUAGCUAGUUAGCUACGUUAGCUAAUCAAAACGAUGCUCUUAAAUGACAUAUAAUAGCAUAAUGCCGUGACAGUUUCAUCAAGCGUAAGUAGAACGUUAUAGCUAUAUCUAUUCUUACCUUGAUUGUCGGUAUUAGCUACUCUUUGGCCAUAUGUCCAAUAUUAUUUGGAGUCUCAUCACAAAAUCAUACAUAGAUGGCUGUUGACUUAUGUUGCAGUAUCUUAGCCUGAUUUAUCCUGACUUUCUGGCAAUUGUGUAAUCAGGGCCCCGGUUCUAGGCAUAAGUGACAUAAGCGGUCGCUUAGGGGCCCCGACCCAAAACAUUUGAUGUGCCCUUGAGUAAGGCACUUAACCCUAAUUGCUCCUGUAUGUCGCUUUGGAUAAGACCAUCUGCUAAAUUACUCAAAUGUAAAAUGUAGGUCGGGGGCCCCCCCAACCAAAUCUCGCUAAGGGCCCCAAAAGGCUUCAUAAACAACUUUUGAAAUGCAAGCAACAGGUGAUGAGACCAGUUACAGAAAGUAUUACAAUACCGAAACAUAAAAACAUCUAAAUAUUUCACUCAAGUCAACCUUCCAAACAUGAUUGUAAUACAAUCAUCAGUACUAUUCAUAUUAACCUACUGGACCUCCUUAGCACAAACAAGAACAUGAAACAAAGAUUAUUCACUUUAUUUUAAAUGAUGAUGUAAUGGUGAAUGAAUCACACAUUGUUGAAUGUGGUAGCUGCAAGCCGUCUCUGUUUACAUCCCUCUCAGUCCAAUCACCAAUGACUGCUAUAGUAGAGGAAGAGAGGUUACAAUAGAAAAGGGUGGGGGGGCUAGAUGGAGGUUAAGAUCUCAUGGAGUGUUACCCUUUUGUAGUGUAUUAACCAGAUAGUUAUUAGAAUCAGGUGCGCUAGUUUAGGGUUGGAGAAAACCUACCAUUCGGUAACUCCAGGAGAGCCCUGUAACAGAUCAAGCUGUUGAUUCCAUCUCGAUCUGGUCAUCUUCAUCGUGGUACUCCAGCACUCAGGGGCCUGAUUGGUCUCACACCUUUUCCCCAGCCCCAGCUAACUAAACUAAUUACAUUCUGAGGACUAGAGUCCUCUAGAGAAUCACCUGAAAAACAUAAAUCGUGUCACAAUUACUUUGUUUGCAAACUGUAGCAACACUGAAACGUUUUAAAAACCAAGCAAUGCUCUCAUAUCUAAACUACAUGCUUGUGGUCGGCAAAGAAAGCUAACAGGUACACCUAACAAACAUUCAAUGAAGUAUAGUUAAUGUGUUCAAAGAGUUGGAUCAUGUCUACGUAUGGUAGCCAGGUAGAGGUGAGGUGGGGGGAAUAUGAUUAGUCUAUAUAGAACAGUGUUUCUUAAUCCUGUUCUUGGGGACCUAGCACUACACAGCCCAUUCAAAUGAUCAACUUAUCAAGAUGAUUUGAAUCAGGUAUGUAGUGCUAAUGCAAAAACAGUGUAUCUUCCUCCACUGUCCAUCUCCCACAAUGGGCUUAAACCAGUGAUCCUCUGCUCGCAAACACACGUGACCAUCCUCCUUGACAACAUACCAACAGUUUGAGCUACCCAAAAGGUACCAAUUGGAUGGCUCCAUCCGCGACAUUGAGUUUACGGAACAUUUUUAACUCUGUUACACUAAUAUAUGAUCACAUACAAAUGUUUAUGUCUGUCAUUCCUCUCGUGACCCACCUGCCCUCGGCACUACUCAUUCAUGUCGACUCUCUCUUAGACCAUGGUACUGUAAUUGUACUCAUCAGUUUUGCCUUCAUCGUUCUUCAGUGAGACGAGGUGGUGGUACUGGGGGGGGGGGGUCAUCAUUUAAAUUGAAUUGAUUAGAUUAGAAUUUGGAUGUGUUGUCCUGCCUUCUGUUUUCCUGCAGCAGGGUUCAAAGUCAUGCUAAUUCAGGUUGGGGGUGAGUUCCCUCUAGAAUUUGGUUAGAAGGGCACUGAAUUCGCUCAUACUUUGAGAAUCUUGUUAGAAAGCCCUGUGUGUAUUCCUCGUUUAUAGAGUAAUUAUUUGAUUGACUACACGUUCAUAAUUUUGUACGUCUAUUGGUAAAGAUCAUUUACACUAUAGGCUACUCAUAGAAUUAUACAGGAUUUAACUUUACAUCUCUGGCUAAGAUAGACUUUAUAAAUUAAAGCUUAGACUAUGGUUGCUAUUAACCGCUCAUAAGUGCCAUAAGCCUUUUAAUAAUCACAAAGUCAAUGCACAACAUUUUCUUAUCAGAAUGUAUGGCUCUCUCCCUGUUGCACUCGCAACAUGAUUGCGCCUCGAGAGGAAUAUUUAUUUCUCACAUGGAACGCACAACAACAAGCUGACUAGGUAAAUAGUUAAACUAUUCUACUAUGGGGUUGUCGGAUUUUGCUGUUCGUUACUCGUUUUGUUGGCAGAGGCCCUAUAACUCUGUCUUCUCCCCCACUGACUCACCAUUGCAUGCCCAAGAGCAGGUAGCUAGCUAGCCUACUAUAAGAAACCUAGCCUACUACUGCGAAUUUUGUAGUAGGCUUGAGAAAAUUCGGACAAAAUACUAGACAGAUGUGAUCCUCUCAGUCAGUAUACUACGUGAGACACAUUUGAUUGAAGUACCGAAAUUAACAAAAAAUGCUAGUACCGAACCGUUUUUCAUGUUGUAGUAUCAGAAACUUCGGUAAAACGUGCAACACUACAUUACGAUUGAUCAAAUCUGUAGUCUGUAUAAUAUUGUCUAGUCUGUGUAAAAAUCUUUCUAUAAUUCCAUACCGACCACUCAGUCACUUACAGUACAUCAUAUUUAUACACACAUUAUUUACUAGUGUAUACACUAAUAUACACAUACAAGUAGACUUAUGAAUGUGUUGUGUACUACAGGAGGCAGUGAGUCUUCUGUCGGGUCACUCCUGUCUGCCUCCUGGCUCCAGUGUAACGUUGGCCCAGGCCACUCUACUGCUCAGUGAUCUGAGAGGGACAGGCAGCCAGGCCCUACACCUCCUCACACAGAAACUACUACAGCAACAGGUCUGUCAGACAUAGUCCCUCCAACUUCUCUUUCUCCCCUCAUGACUCCAACCACGGUCUUAUUUUCUGAACUUUUUUUCUGAACCACAACAGGCUCGAUUCGAAGUAUGGUUAACUCAGAAAAAUACAAAUAAAUCCUUGUCUCUCCUCUCCACCACUCUCUUGUUCAUUAUUUCUUUGCAUUGUCCCUCGAUUAACUUACCUGACUGCCUGUAUUACAGUCGGAACACUGAUUUUUCUUAAUGUGUGUGUAUUGUCUCUUCUCAGCUGUGUGUGUUGGGGGAGAGUGUGUCAUUGGGAGAGAGUGGCAGAGUAAUCCUCCCUCCAGCCCCUGGUCUCUCUAACAUCUACCUCCCACAUCUCCCACUACUGGCCAAGGCCACCAUGCGCCUGGGUAUGAUUCAUACUGUACCACAGUUCUCAAACGUUUCAACCCAGUGACUGUAAUACACAUAGGUCCUUGAAGAUGCCAGACCUACCUGUAUGUGGACCUAUCUUAUGAACAAUCACUUAAUCAGUCUCUCUAUCUGUUCUUACAGGUCACUGCUUGGCUGUACAGGCCAUGACCAGCGCCCCUGCCUCCAGCGUGUCUAGCCCCAGAAGCUCCUCUACCCCCUGGGUGUGUGCUCAGGAGGUGCUGCAGUCAGCCCUGCUCCUUUCCCAGGCCUGUGCUACCAGAGACAGACAGCUGGAGGCUGAUAUCCUCUACUGCAAGGGUAAGACAUUUCUUUCCAACCUUAUUCAAUCACGAGAUGAGAUAUGUAUGUGUGCAUAUGUGUAUCAAUCUGCUCAUUGAAUGUCAGAGUGACCUUAGUUGGAUGAUCUUUGGUGUGUGUGUGUCCAGGGAUGGUGGAGCGCUGUCUGAUGUCUCUCAGUGACUUCCAGCCUCAGACAGUUGCAGUGACACUACUGGAGAGCAUCAAUAUCUCUCUGUCCCAGAGUCACAAUCUACAGUAAGUCACCUACAGUAGUGUGUAUGGUCAUCUUUGAGAGUAGUAUACGGAACUCCUCAAACACCAGUGUGCUUGUUUGACUGAAGCAUGUGUGUUGUGUGUGUCAGGCUGAUCCGUAAGUGUUAUCUGGAGAUGGCCUUAGUGUACCUGCACCAGUGGGAGCAGAGCAGCCCAGCACCUCAGGACCAGCAGAACCCC
Messenger RNA from Coregonus sp. 'balchen', 7297 nucleotides. The record is from the annotation of a GenBank genome assembly. Lineage: Eukaryota; Metazoa; Chordata; Actinopteri; Salmoniformes; Salmonidae.